GUAGUUAGUUUGUUUUGUUUUGUGACAAUGUGUGUGCAUGCUUCAAUGUUUCAAAAGUACAAACUUUCUCCGUGGGAUCGACCUUGCUUGCCCUAGCUAUAGCUUUUUAUUUGAUUAUAUAUUGGGGGUUAGUUAAGGUUAUUUAUAAAUUUUUACCGAGUAAUUUGUUUUAGCCCGCACGACGGGUCUUCAACAAAUUUUGGUGCUGUUGCCGGGGAGAGUUUUGUAUCAAAUCAAUUUAGUAAGCCUUUGUGUCAUGUAUUAUUUGCUUGUAAGAAAGCAUGAGUUGAUGGAGUAGCCUCUUUUCUACUGUUUUGCAUGAUAAAUUUUUAGAAAUGAGGUUCUUUGCACUUAUCAAAACUGAAACCAGCAUUUGUGUUUCUAUUUGCUUCUGAAAACGAGAUUAUCAUUGAUGUUUUUAUGAGAAUUUUAGGCCUAUUUUUAGAAAAAUUGCAUUGUGAGACUGUUUUCAACAUUUUUCCUUGCUGAUUUUUGUUUCAUAUGAUUACACAUGCUUACUUUGAAUGGAUUAGGUGCAAAUUUUUUUCCCACUAAUUCUGAUAUGUCAAUGCUGUUUUUUUUUACAAAUUGCACUAUUUUACCGGUUUAAGUGUGUUUAGCGAUCCUAGAAAUGCUAAUAUACAUGCAAAUUGAACUCUUGUGCAACAAUCUGCAUUUUGAACUCUUUUUGGUAUGUUUGUUGCUGAUUUUUGUUACAAAACCGAGGUUUGAAUGGAUUUGUUGUAGUUUUUUCAAAGAAAUAUGAUAUAUUCUUGCUGAUUCUUUGUAAAAUUUGCAUUGUUUGGUUGAUUUGCAAGCUGGAUUCAUGUUCCUUUAAGUACUUAUUUGCUUGAUUUUUUUUAAUGAAUUGAACCUAGAGCUAUGUGUAUGUAACCAAAAAAAAGUUAUCUUGAUGAGCUUAAUUGUUUCUUUUUACUUCAUUUAUGCUUCUAACCAUCUACUUUGAGAGCUUUUUGCAAGAUUUGUUGAGUUUUAGGUGGAAGCAUUGGUGUUUGGAGUAAAAUUCUGCACAGUUCGGUGCAAAAUCUGAUUUGAAACGUCCACUCGAAGUGCCCGGGUGUUGGUCCAGAGAGCACAAUAGGAUGGGAGUGAUGAAUUGAUGCCGCGUAUACUUUUUUUUAAAAUUUGCAUUCGACUUCCCGUCCUCUCCCCUUUAGUUUUGUUGCAUUACUCCCUUUCCCGUUCUCUCUUGGUUAUAUCAUUAUUAUUCAUUUGCAUAUCAUUUAGAUGCAUUGAGGACUAUGCAUAAUUUAAGUGUGGAGGGAGGUUCUCAUGUUUAUUUUGUUGAUUUGGGAGUAUUUUUUUGGACAAUUUUUUUUAAAUGUUUUGGAUCCAAAUAUUUUUGUCAUUCUUUUGUUGCAUAUCUUCUUAUUUAGAGCAUUGGUUUUAGAUUUGACCCAUUAACCUUAUUUUUUUCAUUGAGCUUUAUUCUGAAAGAUGACAAAUGUUUCUUUAUGACCUUGCCUUGAUUCUUAUGCCCUUUAUUCUAAAAGAUGACAAACCUUAUUUUUUUCAUUGAGCUUUAUUCUGAAAGAUGACAAAUGUUUCUUUAUGACCUUGCCUUGAUUCUUAUGCCCUUUUUCUUCGUUAUGAGCUUACCAUUUUAUAUUACUCACAUUAAUUAUUAUAAAAAUAAUAGCUAUAUUAACUUCACGCUUACACAAAAAAAAGUUACAAAUGACAGUUACUUAUUCUUGCAAAAAUUUUGGAGGUUUCCAAUCAGUACUCAUAAUACUUAUUUAUACCCAAAAUAAUUAGUACAUUCCAUACGAAUUGAAAGCAUUGUGUUUUAAAAGUAACACUCCUUUUUAAAAAAAAUUAUAUUUCCUUUUGUAUAAUACCGUGGCAUCAUUAUUAUUGAUGAUUUAGAAUUACCUUGAUUAGAAAAAACCCGUUCAGUUAAUAUUAAUUACCAAUUAGAAAUGGUGUCAUAGUAUCGUUGUUCCUUUUUAAAAAUGAUUAUGUGUUAAAACUGAUCGUUUUAAAAAAGGAAAUUGGUUUAUACCGUGUGAUAAAAAAGGAACUGCUCCUUAGUUUUCUUUCGAACAUAAAAUAGAAUAAAAAGCAAACAUGGCUCAACCAAUGCCUCACUCCCUCAGCUUUACAAGACUAAAGCAGAACCAAAGUGAGAAAAAAAAUGGACACUAUUAUUUGAAGAUGUGCACUUUACUACUUCAAAAGUGUUUUCAAAAUCUCAAAAGAAAAAAAAUUGAAUACUCAAGAGUUAUUUUAGCUUCAAAUAAAUUAUUGAAUACUCAAGAGCCAUCUCGUUGGAAUCCUAAUUGCUUCUUUUAUGGUGCAUAUACUAUUUUGCUUUUGCUUUAUUUAAUUUUUAUCUUUUGAUAAAGUUAAAGAUGAUGAAUUGAAAGGGCUCCUUUAGCUUUCUAGUGCUAUUAUUACUAUUCUUGCAAUGAGAUGGAUGAUCUCAGUUUUUGGAACUCCCCAUAUGUCUGCACCAAGUAUGCACUUCUUCUUGCAUUGCCUCUUCCUUGUUUUCCUCAAUUCAUCUCACCACACUCACUCUAUCUCUGUGAGAAAACAAGCAGCUCUUCUUGUUUCUUUAAAACAGAGUUUUUUUCAGUCCCAAGAUCACACUCUUUCUGCCUGGAACCUCUCCAAUUUCAAGCGUCUAUGCAACGGCUGGACCGGCGUGACUUGUGACAAGAACAAAUCAGUGGUUUCCCUUGAUAUUUCCAGCUUAAACCUCUCGGGUCGUCUUUCUCCUUCUAUAUCUCAGCUUCAUAAUCUGAAGUUCCUGAACAUAUCAGACAAUCUCUUCAGUGGAUGCCUAGAUUGGGAUUUUUCAGCACUCCCAAAACUCCAAGUUCUGGCUGCUUAUGACAACAACUUUACCUGCCCUCUCCCUGUUGGCAUUGCCCAGCUCAAGAGCCUGAAGUAUUUGGAUUUGGGUGGGAAUUAUUUUUCUGGGAAAAUCCCUCCAAGUUAUGGAAGCCUAGAGCGCCUAGGCUUUCUCUCCCUGGCUGGGAAUGACUUAAGGGGUGUCAUCCCUGGGGAGCUUGGGAAUCUUUAUAACCUCAAGUGGCUCCAUCUUGGCUAUUUCAAUGAGUUUGAUGGAGGGAUUCCAAAAGAGUUUGGAAAUCUCAUCAAUUUGCUUCACUUGGACCUUUCUAGCUGUGGCUUGAAGGGUCCAAUUCCGGCGGAGCUUGGGAACCUCAAGAACUUGACCACUCUCUUCUUGCAAACCAACCAAUUGAAUGGCUCAAUUCCUCCACAGUUGGGGAACCUGGCUGGCUUGAAGUCGCUAGACAUCUCGAACAACGACCUAACUGGGGAGAUCCCGACCGAAUUCUCUUCUCUCCAAGAACUCACCAUCUUGAACCUUUUCAUCAACAAUCUCCAUGGCCAAAUCCCAGAGCCCAUUGCGGAGCUGCCCAACUUGCAAUCCUUGAAUCUGUGGCGGAACAAUUUCACUGGCUUCAUCCCCGCGAAGCUCGGGCAGAACGGUCAGCUCGUGGAACUCGACCUCUCCACCAACAAACUCACAGGAGAAAUCCCAAAGUCUCUCUGCUACGGGAAGAAAUUGAAAAUCCUGAUUCUGCUGAGUAACUUUCUGUUUGGGCCUUUGCCCGAUGAUCUCGGGCAGUGUCGGACACUGUCCCGGGUAAGAAUGGGUCAGAACUACCUCACCGGGCAGAUACCGGAUACAUUCCUGUACUUACCCGAGCUCACACUGGUUGAACUGCAGGACAAUCACUUCACAGGGAGAAUCGCAUUCGAGAAAAUAAAACCAUCUCCCAAGCUGGAAGGCCUGAAUCUCUCAAAUAAUGACUUCUCUGGUGAUCUCCCGCCCAGCAUUGGCAACUUCUCCGGCUUGAAGAAUCUCCUGCUUAGUGGGAACAGAAUCUCAGGUGGCAUUCCUUCAGAAAUCGGUAACCUCAGGGGAAUCUUGAAGUUGGAUUUGAGCAGAAACAGAUUCUCCGGCAGCAUUCCGCCGGAGCUCAGCAAUUGUCCAUCACUGACUUACCUGGAUUUAAGCAAGAAUCUCCUCUCCGGUUCGAUCCCGGCUCAAAUCUCUCGAAUCCCAAUCCUGAACUUCCUCAACGUUUCUUGGAACCACUUGGAAGAUUUCCUCCCAGAAGAGAUUGGGUCCAUGAAGAGCCUAACUUGUGCAGAUUUCUCUCACAAUAACUUCACCGGUUCAGUCCCUGAAACAGGGCAGUACUUGCUCUUCAACUCCACUUCUUUCGCCGGCAACCCUCACCUCUGUCUAACUCUCUGCAACUCUUCUUCCUCUGCGUCGCACUCCUACAUCAAAACCCAAAGCCAUAAAUCAGACUUCCCGGCAAAAUACAAGCUGAUAUUCGCGGUCGGGCUUCUCCUAGGCUCCCUGGUUUUCGCCGCAGUGGCAGUGAUCAAGACAAGGGAAGCGAGAGAAAAUCAUCCCAAGUCAUGGCAGCUAACGGCAUUCCAGAAACUGGAAUUCGGAAGCGAAGAAGUCUUGGGAUGCUUGAAGGAAACCAAUAUAAUUGGGCAAGGAGGAGCAGGGGUGGUGUACAGAGGAACAAUGGGGAAUGGGGAGAACGUGGCAGUGAAAAAACUGGGAACCAGCAAAGGGUCGCACGACAAUGGCCAGGCCGCUGAGAUUCAAACGUUGGGGAGGAUAAGACACAGGUACAUUGUCAGGCUGCUGGCGUUUUGUUCCAACGAGGAAACAAACUUGCUGGUUUAUGAGUAUAUGCCUAAUGGGAGCUUGGGAGACGCCAUCCAUGGAGAGAGUGGAGGGAUUCUGAAAUGGGAAACCAGGCUGAAAAUUGCCAUAGAAUCUGCAAAGGGACUUGCUUACUUGCACCAUGAUUGCUCCCCUCUUAUAAUCCACCGCGACGUCAAGUCCAACAACAUCCUGCUUGACUCUGACUAUGAAGCACACAUUGCCGAUUUCGGCCUCGCCAAGUUCUUGCACAACAACGGUGCCUCCGAGUGCAUGUCUGCAAUUGCGGGCUCUUAUGGCUACAUUGCUCCAGAGUACGCAUACACGUUAAGGGUGGACGAGAAGAGCGACGUGUACAGCUUCGGGGUGGUGCUGCUGGAGCUAAUAACGGGGCGAAAACCGAUCGGGGAUUUUGGGGAGGAAGGGAUGGACAUUGUCCAGUGGGUGAAGAGGGAGACAGACAGGAGCAAAGAAGGGGUGGUGAAGAUCAUAGAUGAGAGGCUGAAGAAUGUCCCAUUGGAAGAGGCAAUGCAAGUGUUGUUUGUAGCAAUGCUGUGUGUGGAAGAGCACAGCGUGGAGCGUCCCACCAUGAGGGAGGUUGUCCAAAUGCUUGCCCAAGCAAAACAGCCAAUCAAGCCGUUCUUCUAGCCUGAUUUUUAAUAUAUAAAUGUGCCAAUGUUCUCUCUCCCUCUCUUAGCUCUGGGUCAGUUUUCUAGUCGUCGCCUUGUCGUUUUCUAUAUAAUCAACAACCAAUGCUCCUAUAUUUUGCUUUUAGAACUUAGUAACUUGGAGUAUUUGUUAAUAUUAUAAGUAUGAUAUAAAAAAUAUCAUUGCUCUACCUAAUUUGUAUUCUCAAUAAUUUACUAGCUGUGGU
Cuscuta campestris is the source of this 5564-nucleotide messenger RNA. The record is from the annotation of a GenBank genome assembly. NCBI's taxonomy places the organism in Eukaryota, Viridiplantae, Streptophyta, Magnoliopsida, Solanales, Convolvulaceae.